CUGCUCCUGAACUCCGCUUCGGAAGCACGCAUUCUCUCUUAAUUUUUAUCGAUAAAUCCUAUUACUCACUACAAUGCCGCCCAAGACCAGUGGUAAGGCCGCCAAGAAAUCUGGCAAGGCCCAGAAGAACAUCUCUAAGACCGACAAGAAGAAGAAGAAGCAUAAGAGGAAGGAGAGCUACGCCAUCUACAUCUACAAGGUGUUGAAGCAGGUCCACCCCGACACCGGUAUCUCCAGCAAGGCCAUGUCGAUCAUGAACUCGUUCGUGAACGACAUCUUCGAACGCAUCGCCGCCGAAGCCUCUCGUCUCGCCCACUACAACAAGAGAUCGACCAUCACCUCCAGGGAGGUCCAGACCUCGGUCAGGCUCCUGCUGCCCGGUGAGCUCGCCAAGCACGCCGUCAGUGAAGGCACCAAGGCCGUCACCAAAUACACCAGCUCCAAGUGAGCGCGGCAACUUGAACGUCCAGCCUCGUGUGUGUGAAGAACGCCUACUCGCGCGCUCUAAUCACGCACGCAGGAUGGCGGGACAAAAGACAAAAGGCCCUUUUCAGGGCCACAAAUCAAUUCAUGUGAUAUCGUUACGAUUCACGUUUCUAUCUAACAUUGAGAGUCAAAAACAAAAACGCAAUCUUCUCGUUCAAUCAAUGAACGUAAAUUAAAUAAAUAUUACACGCACACACCUACCUACCUACCUACCUAUCCACCUAUCUACCUAUAUACUCACUGCUUAUUUAGUAUUAUAAGUAAAGAAUAUAAUAUAUUCAUACAGCAAAGAGACAUGCAUGCAAAGAUCAAAAAAUCAAAUAAGAACACCUCAAUGAGAAUGAUUAUUUUAAACGCGACGAGUACAGCAGUAUAAGUAAGUAUAAUAUUAUUGAUAUUAGGUAAACGAAACCGCAAUGUAAACCUAGUAAAAUAAUAGAUACGUCGUACGUACGUACAAUAUUAUACCUUUAUGAGCACAAUGAUCAAUAUUCGAUAGUACAUACAAUACAUAGAUACGCAAGUGUACCUACUACGUGUACACCAAUUCAACGAAGAGAUGAAACACAUACAUAGGUAGAUACUAAAACCACCCUUAAAACCGUAAAAAUCAUUAUGAAAUUAUUAGUAUGUUGACCGUGGAAUUAAUAAUCAGUUAUAGGUGUUGGUCGUUUUAAACAACUUCACUUGAUUAAUUAGUGCACAAACAUUACACCUAUAUUAUUAUAGGGUAGCUAGAUCUAUACUUAUAAUAUUAUUCACGUACGUUCACGUAAACUUACCAUGAAAAUUAGGUACCUACAAUGGAAUUAUUGCAAGAGUAGUAUAUUACAAUAAUUAUGUUCCGUUUAAAACAUGAUAAUCACGAGAAAGAAAAAUAAAGAAAAUAUAAAAGAAAAACAAAUCAAA
This is a messenger RNA of Spodoptera frugiperda (fall armyworm), 1395 nucleotides long. Its product is annotated as histone H2B. Gene Ontology annotation, cellular component: nucleosome. The record is from RefSeq and is a predicted model, not a curated record. The transcript has a single exon. NCBI's taxonomy places the organism in Eukaryota, Metazoa, Arthropoda, Insecta, Lepidoptera, Noctuidae. Bases 74 to 448 code for a protein of 124 amino acids. Gene Ontology annotation, molecular function: protein heterodimerization activity; DNA binding; structural constituent of chromatin.